UUAGCACAACGAUACAGUUUGCUCAUGCUAAACAGUAAACCCUUACGAUACGUUACUUCAUAAACAGAAUAUUCAUAGUUGUGAUGCAUUAAACGGCUUUAAAAAACUGCUAGUGUUGUCUAAGCUAGGCCAUGUUUGUACUGUAACGUCUAACUGCUCUGCAAGUGAAACUAUGGAGAACGACCCAAAAUGUAAACAGUGUUGUUAAACAUCUUUUGGCAUUAAUCUGAUACUUCUGGGGACCUACACAACCGGGAUUCAUGUCGCUUACUAAACCGUUUCAUCUGGAAUUUCAGAAUGAACGGCGCGCAGCAAAAUGAUCUGAAAAGGCAAAACCUGUUAGAGAGACUUCUUGAUGCAGUUAAACAGUGCCAAAUUCGCUUUGGUGGCAGGAAGGAGAUUGCCUCGGAUUCUGAUAGCAGAGUCAUAUGCCUGUGUGCCCAGUUUGAAGCGGUACUUCAACAUGGCUUGAGGAAAAGCCGCGGUUUAGCCCUCACAGCAGCUGCCAUUAAACAUGCUGCUGGAUUUAGCAGUAAAACUGAAGCAGAGCUGACGUUCUGGUUUUAUGUGAAGGAGCACCUCAACCGUCAUGAGUUGCAGCGCUUCUACUCUAUGCAGAAUAUCACAUCUGAGCAGGGCCGGGGCCGGGCAUGGCUUCGUUGUGCCCUGAACGAACACUCGCUCGAGCGCUAUCUUCACAUGGUUCUGGCAGACCAUGCACGCCUUAGUGCCUUCUAUGAAGACUGGGCUUUUGUCCUGGAUGAGGAGAGAGCCAGUAUGUUGCCCACCAUGGCUGCAGGGCUCAAUUCCAUAUUGUUUGCCAUCAACAUCGACAACACGGACCUAAAUGGCCUGGACCGCGGAGGGUCGUCUGUGUCCCACUUGCUUAAGGAGUCCACACAGGGCAUGAGCAGUUUGUGGAAAGAGUCUACUCAAGGUGUCAGCACUCUUCUGCGGGAAAUCGGUACCGCCACUGCGGUGGUUCCUGGUUUCAUCCCUCGCUCGUAUGCUCCAUCAGACCCACUGCCUAUCCUGCCCCGCAGCACUUCUGCAGAUUCCGGCUUAAGAAAAGAGCGCAGACGUAAAAAGAAGAUCACAAACAUCAUCUCCUUUGAUGAUGACUUGGACGCGGGUGCGGAAGAUGAGGACGAGGCUGGUGAGGACGUUGUGAGGAGCCUCAGGAAGAGUACGGUGGGUCAUGUGAGUUCUGAGGAGGCUCUGGACCCUCCGGACUCCACCUCUCCUGUUCAUAACGGCCUGACUGAGCCUGGGAUUGUGAGCUGGGCUGAAACACCCCCGCAGAACGGAGUAUUGCCUGAUACCAAGAGCAUUGACAAUGAUGAGGAGGAAGAGGACGAUAUUUAUGGAAAGAGCAGGUCAGAGCCCCCAGAAGAGGGUCAUGGGAAUGGGGAGCAGAUGGUUGUGGGGAGUUUAUCCAGUGUUUCCACAUGGAGUCCAAGGCAAAUCAUCACUGACAAUGACAGCUCGCACAUUCUCAUACCUCUGGCCCCCAGUGAGCCCUACACACAACAAGUUGGCAGUUCAGUUGAGACUGUCGAAUUUCAUGGACAGAAGGAGAGCUCGAGCCCACCAGCUGACAGUGAAAAACAAAGCCAACUCCAGUUUAGCAUGGAGUCAGACUUACCAGCACAGAUUGCGCCUGUGACCAGUGUUUUGCCGACCCCUGGCCUUCCCGAAUCCAUGACAGUUGCUGAACUGCGGCAAGCCAUUGUGGCCAUGAUGAACAGAAAAGAUGAACUCACUGAGCAGAACACGUCUCUGCGCAAUCUCCUGGAUGGAGAGAUGGAGCACUCUGCUGGGCUCAGGCAGGAGGUGGACAGCUUGAAGAAGAGACUGGCUGAACUAGAGGAGAGACAUGCAGCCAAAGCCCAAGCACUCAUGAGAGAAAACGAAGUUCUGAAGGUCCAGCUGAAGAAGUAUGUUGGAGCUGUCCAAAUGCUGAAAAGAGAAGGCAGCCAAGGCAAUGACGCAUUAACCAUUCAAAGGAAUUGUGACGGUCCCCUUUCAGCCCCACAAAAUCGGUCUGUAGCUGAUAUAGAGGAACUGGCUGCCAACUAUGAGCGUAAACUCAUUGAGGUGGCUGAGAUGCACGGAGAGCUGAUAGAGUUUAACGAGAGGCUGUACCGCUCCCUCAUGGCCAAAGACAACCUGAUUGGACAGAUGAGACAGGAACUCAUCGACCUGCGCGGACCGGUGCCAGGGGACCUGAGCCAGACCUCUGACGAUCCCAGCCUUUCUGACUUCGAGACAACACAACGUGCCCUUAUCAACGUGUGGAUCCCCUCUGUGUUCCUUCAAGGUCGGGCUGCCAACGCCUAUCAUGUAUAUCAGGUAUAAUUAGAAU
Messenger RNA from Sinocyclocheilus rhinocerous, 2365 nucleotides. Its product is annotated as sorting nexin-29-like. NCBI's taxonomy places the organism in Eukaryota, Metazoa, Chordata, Actinopteri, Cypriniformes, Cyprinidae. The transcript is spliced from 19 exons. The coding region runs from base 298 to 2358 and encodes 686 amino acids. The record is from RefSeq and is a predicted model, not a curated record.